ACCGCCGCAAGCUCUGAUUGGUCAGCAGGCAGCUAAUAGGAAUGCGGUGUGGGCCCCUCCUAGGGCGCGCGCCGGGCGUUCGCGAGGCGGGGCUGUGGCGGCAGAGCGGGCGGCGACGCGUCGGGGCAGGACAAGGAGGCGCCGCCACGGGAGGCCCCGGCAUGGGGAGUGGCAUGAAGGAAGCCUCCAUGCGCCUGCAUGAGGACGCAGACACCGUCCUGCCCUCCGCCAAGGCAAACCACCGUCAAGUGCUGAGCUCCCUGUUAUCUGGCGCCCUAGCUGGUGCACUUGCCAAGACGGCGGUGGCCCCCCUAGACCGGACCAAGAUCAUCUUCCAAGUGUCUUCAAAAAGGUUUUCUGCCAAGGAGGCCUUUCGGGUCCUCUACUUCACCUACCUCAACGAGGGCUUCCUGAGCCUGUGGCGCGGGAACUCGGCCACCAUGGUGCGCGUGGUGCCCUACGCUGCCAUCCAGUUCAGCGCGCAUGAGGAGUACAAGCGUGUGCUGGGGCGCUACUAUGGCUUCCGCGGAGAGGCCCUGCCCCCGUGGCCUCGCCUCCUCGCAGGCGCGCUGGCGGGAACCACUGCUGCUUCUCUCACCUACCCUCUGGACCUGGUCCGGGCCAGGAUGGCUGUGACCCCGAAGGAAAUGUACAGCAACAUCUUCCACGUCUUUGCCCGGAUCUCGCGAGAAGAGGGGCUGAAGACGCUGUACCACGGGUUCACGCCCACUGUGUUGGGCGUCAUUCCCUAUGCCGGGCUCAGCUUCUUCACCUAUGAGACGCUGAAGAGCCUGCACCGAGAGUACGGUGGUGGCCGGCAGCCCUACCCCUUCGAGCGCAUGAUCUUCGGGGCCUGUGCCGGUCUCCUUGGCCAAUCGGCCUCGUAUCCGCUGGACGUGGUGCGGCGGCGCAUGCAGACGGCCGGCGUCACAGGCCACGCAUACGGCUCCAUCCUGAGCACGCUGCGGGCCAUCGUGCGCGAGGAGGGUGCUGUGCGCGGCCUCUACAAGGGCCUGAGCAUGAACUGGCUCAAGGGCCCCAUCGCCGUGGGCAUCAGCUUCACCACCUUCGACCUCAUGCAGAUCCUGCUGCGGCACCUGCGGAGCUAGAGGCCCCUUGGGCGCUGGAGCCUGCAGACACCACUGUGCCGCUGGGCCACGCUGGACAGUGAGGGCCCUGGGCUUUCGGAGCAGCCCCCAAGGCAGUACUGAGAGGACACUGUCGCUGAGACCGCCCCUUCCGAAGGUGUUGGCAGGGGCCGCUCAUCCUUGUGGCGCUGUGACCUUCGAGAUGCUGCUGACCCCGUGCAGGGGGGUGGAGCCUUCCUGUCCCUGUAUCCUGAUCUGAGUGCGUGCCUGCCGCAGGCCCCUCCAAGACAGGACUGGCCACUCCCCAUCCGUCUGUCCACCUUCACACCCUCUCCCAGGGUCCCCAGGUCUCCCAGGAGCAGGCAUUCUUCCUGAUCCAGUUCAUACCUCCCCACGAGGGCCCCAUGACUGGACCACGGCUAGAGCCAUCUUGGGCUCAGGGCUGCUCCCUGGGGGGGGGGGUGCUGCAGGAUAAAAGCACCCAGGCCAUGCACACCCUGCUCCAUCAGAUGCCACAACUUGACACUCAUGCCUCCCCAACCCCAUACUUGAGUGGGGUCUUGUCUCUGAUGUGGAACCACAUGAGGUCCCCAAGGGGUGAUCUAAUGGAGGUCCCUGGUGUCUUUGACCCUCCCAGGAGGGGGCCCCCCAGACAGUGGGGUGGGGAGUGUGAAAGGCUUGGGGGGUCACAGAAACCCCCCCAGCCAGCUCAUCUGGCUAGUUCUCCUGGGCCUUCCAGGUACCACAAGGGCCCAUACAGUGUUUCCUAAUGACACUGACUUUAUUUUUGGAUGUGACCUUGUGAACCUGGCUCUGUCCCCACCAAAGCCCUGCUGGGUGCCACCCUGUUGUGGCACGGUUGCCACCUGAAGCUGGGAUCCUAAUGGGUGGGCUGGCCCGAGUACACUGUGACCAGGACGUUGCUGCCUGUAUCUGUGGCUGUGAGGGCCCUUCGGCUUUCCUUGCAUGUGUCCCCUGCCUGUCACCAAGGGCCCAGGCAGCCAAUGUGGCUGAGGAAGGAACAUUGUCUCUGUCCAACUCUGCAGAGCCCAGACUGAGCAGGAGAGGCUGGGGCUCUGUGUGCUAGGAUGGUGGCGGCUGGGCAGGUAAGGACUGAAGGGUUGGCUCACUCAGGCAGGUGACACCAGGCUGAGGGCUGGCUUUACCCCUGUUCAGGCCUCAGGCUGAGCGUGACAGAUGUGGCCUCAGGGUCCCCGGGACCCACAGGCCCAUGUGCCUUCCUCGGGUGGUCCCUGCAGCCACCCUACACUGGGCGCUGGGCCUGGUAUGGAGUUGUAUUUUAAUGCCAUGAAGACAUUUUGUUUAUAUAUAAUGUUUAUAUUUUAAAGGUUUGUGCCAAGAGAGUAUAUUUAAUAAAAACCUAAAUGACUUCUC
This is a messenger RNA of Cavia porcellus (domestic guinea pig), 2483 nucleotides long. RefSeq names its product solute carrier family 25 member 42 (gene Slc25a42). The record is from RefSeq and is a predicted model, not a curated record. Lineage: Eukaryota; Metazoa; Chordata; Mammalia; Rodentia; Caviidae. The transcript has 8 exons. The coding region runs from base 42 to 1109 and encodes 355 amino acids. Gene Ontology annotation, biological process: transmembrane transport.